GAUGUCACAGAACAACUUCCGGUUCCGCAUGUGGGAGUCUUGGUUGGGAGAACGCUGUUGGUUUGGCUCUUGUUCUCCUAGCACAUGUGAAUCGUCAGGUCCUGCUUGCUGGAGCUAUGGCCGAGUUGGACCGAGUAAUAAAGCCCAAAACUAAACGGGCGAAGAGAUUUCUUGAGAAGAGAGAGCCUAAAAUCAAUGAAAAUGUUAAAAAUGCCAUGCUUAUUAAAGGGGGAAAUGCAAAUGCAAUAAUUACUCAAGUACUCAGAGAUAUGUAUGCUUUGAAGAAACCUUAUAGUGUUUUAUAUAAAAAAAAAAACAUCACAAGGCCUUUUGAGGAUCAGACAUCCCUGGAAUUUUUUUCAAAGAAGUCAGAUUGCUCCUUAUUCAUGUUUGGUUCUCAUAAUAAGAAGCGACCAAAUAAUCUCAUAGUAGGUCGUAUGUAUGAUUAUCAUAUCCUGGAUAUGAUUGAACUAGGUAUUGAGAAAUUUGUCUCACUUAAAGAUAUUAAGAACAGCAAGUGUCCUGAGGGAACAAAACCCAUGUUAAUAUUUGCUGGUGAUGCUUUUGAUGUAAGUGAAGACUACAGAAGAUUGAAAAGUCUUCUUAUUGAUUUUUUCAGAGGCCCUACAGUACCAAAUAUUCGUCUUGCUGGUUUAGAGUAUGUCUUGCAUUUCACUGCAAUGGAUGGGAAGAUUUACUUUCGGACCUAUAAAUUAUUGUUGAAGAAAUCUGGUUGCAGAACACCACGAAUUGAAUUGGAAGAAAUGGGACCAUCACUGGAUCUGAUCAUGAGGAGAACCUAUUUGGCAUCAGAUGAUCUUUAUAAGUUAUCCAUGAAAUUGCCUAAAGCCCUGAAGCCAAAGAAGAAGAAGAAUAUUUCCCAUGAUACUUUUGGUGCAACUUAUGGAAGAAUUCACAUGCAGAAACAAGAUUUGAGUAAAUUGCAAACAAGGAAAAUGAAAGGGUUGAAGAAAAGACCUGCAGAAAAAUUAACUAAUAAUCAAGAAAAUAAAUCUCAGAAAAUUAAGAGAAGAAAAAUUGAUUGAAUUUCGUCUACAAUUGACUAUUACUAUAUUUUGCAGGAAAGAAUUGUCAGCUGUAAACAAUUCUAUAAACAUUAUUACAUGGACCUAUUUGAUAUAAAUUUUUUUUGUCAAACGGUAAAUAUAAAUUUUACAUUUUCAUAUUGUAAACUAUUUGAGGUAAGAAUUAUAUUAUCUUAUUUUUAUAUGGAAGUGCCUCCAUAGGGUCUUGUAAACAAUAAGGCACCUAAUAAAUAUUUGCUAAAUAAAAUUUUCUUAUGAUCAACAACAA
Molecule: messenger RNA, 1314 nt
Organism: Antechinus flavipes (yellow-footed antechinus)
Lineage: Eukaryota; Metazoa; Chordata; Mammalia; Dasyuromorphia; Dasyuridae
Gene: RPF2
Product: ribosome production factor 2 homolog
Exons: 10
Coding region: 117-1046 (309 amino acids)
Biological process (GO): ribosomal large subunit assembly; maturation of LSU-rRNA from tricistronic rRNA transcript (SSU-rRNA, 5.8S rRNA, LSU-rRNA)
Cellular component (GO): nucleolus
Molecular function (GO): rRNA binding
Source: RefSeq, a predicted model, not a curated record